AAACAAGCAAACAGCAAAGUAGAAGAGGCUUGAAUAAUUUGCCAUAGCACAUUAUUUAAGGAUCAUAUAUUUCACUGUGAGCUUUACAAAUAGACCAUGUCAGCACAUGCCAGCCUGCUCCUUCUCAUCUCAGUGCGUGUGUGCAUCCAGGACGGUUCUGGAUUUCCACUUUCAGACAAACCUGACUCCAAUGAUCUUCACAGACUGCGGACCAAGCGCUGUGCCUGCAACAACCAACUAGAUUCAGAGUGUCACUACUUCUGCCAUCUUGACAUAAUCUGGGUCAACACACCAAGUAAGACCACUGUGUAUGGCCUGGGCAGCCCUCUGUCUCGUCGCCGGAGGUCCGUUGGUCGAUGUACAUGUGCCAACUCUGAUGAUCGCAUCUGCACCAGCUUUUGUCAGGACAGUUCACAGUACUCUUCCCAAAGCGUCGUAAAGAUCUCUCGUGCAAACCUGCUGACUUUCCUCAGAUCUAUGGUCAGAACAUCUGAGAGGUACAAAGGGAUGGGCCAUCCACAUCAGAACAAAGAAACCAGGGUCACUGGGAUUGAUGAGCUUGGAAUACAGUGAGUAAGGAAAGAUUGAGCUCCAGAACAAAUGACACUACUUCAAAAUGGAGAAAAGCAGAACAAAGGUCUGCUGAGACAGAGAUGUCACAUGCUUGAAGGCCACAGCCUGGUGGGUCUGCCUGUCUUUUGGCACCCAGACAUAGAGGUUGGAAAAUGAAAACUAUGCUUGAAGACAGCAUGGAACCUAGAUUGAACCUUGACUGACAAACCUGGCACCAUAAAUUAAGACUACUUGUGGGGCAAAAUAUAGGGUUUUGUGUAGCUCAGUUGGUAAAGCAUGCCACGUAAACCCUCAGGACUGUCACUUCGAUUCCCAUGGUCAGCUAGUAUGACACUCACUACUAUAAAUCGUUCUAGAUUAAACUGUCUGCUAAAUUACUCAAAAGGAAAAAGAUUCAGAUUAGUGGCAGUAGUGGUUUGUUAAACAGCAGUGAAGUGUUGAUAUAUUUAUGCUGGUUGUCUUUGUUCAAGACAUGGGCAGACCAAUGUCAGCAUCAUAGUAAUAAUGUGAAUAUGAAUAUGACUAACAGGUAGCUGAUAGUCAUCAAAAUGGAUUAUGAGAAUGCCUGGGUUUUUCAAAUUAUUUUCCAAAAUAAAUCUCAUAAUUAUUAUACUGUUCAAUAGCAAUAUAUAAUGAUGGCUAUGCUGGUUAAUCAUAAGUGAAAAUAGAUAUGGAAAUGUAGAUGUACAUUGCUUGGGAUAAUAUGUACACUCACCUAAAGGAUUAUUAGGAACACCAUACUAAUACUGUGUUUGACCCCCUUUCGCCUUC
Molecule: messenger RNA, 1344 nt
Organism: Esox lucius (northern pike)
Lineage: Eukaryota; Metazoa; Chordata; Actinopteri; Esociformes; Esocidae
Product: endothelin-2
Exons: 5
Coding region: 97-573 (158 amino acids)
Biological process (GO): intracellular calcium ion homeostasis; regulation of vasoconstriction; regulation of systemic arterial blood pressure by endothelin
Cellular component (GO): extracellular region
Molecular function (GO): hormone activity; endothelin B receptor binding
Source: RefSeq, a predicted model, not a curated record